Messenger RNA from Epinephelus lanceolatus (giant grouper), 1958 nucleotides. Its product is annotated as dynein regulatory complex subunit 4-like. Gene Ontology annotation, molecular function: small GTPase binding; microtubule binding. Gene Ontology annotation, biological process: flagellated sperm motility. NCBI's taxonomy places the organism in Eukaryota, Metazoa, Chordata, Actinopteri, Perciformes, Serranidae. Gene Ontology annotation, cellular component: Golgi apparatus; microtubule; motile cilium. The record is from RefSeq and is a predicted model, not a curated record.
AUGACAGCGUCUCUUGUGUACAUGCAGCCGAGGACCGACUCUGCGGCUAAGCUAGCUCACAGCUUAAACUUGUGUUUAUUGUCAUUACCGUCACCUGUGAGCCUGCACGAUAAUAUUUCACGAUGCCUCCCAAGACUAAAAGCAAAAAGGCUGCGAAGGGGAAGUCGCCUGCCGUGGUGGACGGUCUGUCAACGGAUGAGAUGUCCAAGGAUCAGCUGGAGGAGCACAUCGUCCGCCUCCGAGAGGAGCUGGACAGAGAGCGGGAGGAGAGGAGCUACUUCCAGCUGGAGAGGGACAAGAUCCAGGCCUUCUGGGAAAUCUCCAAGAGGAGCCUGGAGGAGACGAAGGCCAAGAUCAGGAACAGACACAGGGAGAGGGAGGAGGCAGAGGAGCGCCACCGAGUGGAGAUCACUGAGUACAAGCAGAAGCUGAAGCACGUCCUCUUCGAACACCAAAACACCAUCUCCGAGAUGAAGACGGGCCGCGUCAUCUCAACCUCGCUGAUCCAGAACCAGCACACACAGUCAGAGCUCAAGCUCCGGAGGGAGGUGCACGGCCUGCAGGUGGACUUAAGAGAGAAGAAGCUCCACAACGAAAACCUCAUCACGGAGCUCGACCUGGUGAAUCUGGCUCCACUGUUACACUUUGUUUUUCUUGUCAUUCAGUUGUCUCUUAUUUUUAUCAGCUGUAUCACAAACCUGUGGCCUUUUAAUUCUCAACAGAAACACCAGGUGGAGUUAAUAGAGCUGAGGAACGACUACGGAAGAAGAGUAAUGGAAAUUGAGGCGAAAUACGACAAGACAAUGCAGUCAAUGAAGUCAACGGAGAAAAAGAGGCUGGAGGCUGAAGCUGAUAACCUCAGGGAAAGACUGCAACGUCAGGCUGUGACUCUGAAAGAAGACCAAACCAACGCUUUCAAAAAGGCUGAGGAGUACUUCUCCUUCCAUGAAAACAAACUAGUGGAGGAUCAGAAGUCUCUGAAGAUGGAACUUGCAAAGUUGACGAAGUUGCACGCACAAGUCAAGAAAGAGCUUUCAGCAGCCGAGCAGAAGAACAAACAUCUGCGAGAGUCGCUGCAGGAAGCCGAAGAGAAGCUGCCCGAGCUCCAACAGCAGCUGGAAGAAUACAACCAGGCCAAGGACAAGGAGACGAGGAGUAGAGCUCGACUGAAGGUCAUCGAUAAGGAGCUGAGAGACCUGACAAUGGAGCACGAGAUGCUGCUGCAGGCGUUUGAGAAGGUUCAGCAAGAGCGUGACGACCUGCUGAAGAAGCAGAGGGAGGCCAUCCUGGACAUGCAGCAGAAGAGCGGCCUGAAGGAGAUGUUGCUGGAGAAGAAGUUGGCAGCGCUGACGGGAACAGUCGAGAAAACGGAGGCUCAGCUCUGCACCGCACUCGCGUCCUCUAACGUCGACCAAACUGCAGGCAGCAGCGCCACAAACAAACUUGAGGAAGUAUUGGAGUCUAAACAGGUCGCCAUCAGCGCCUUGCAGAGCGACUUGGCUGGAGACUGUAAGGAGUACGACCUCCUGCUGCAGACCUGUAAGGAGAAGCUGAAGGCGUUCAGUGUCCCUCAGUACGACCUCCCCUUCAGGCCCUCACAGCAGAUCCUGUGGGGCACAGGACCCCCCUCCAACACUGAACCCCUCCAGGUGUUAGGUGUUCACUCACCUGCUCCACCUGGAUACCUCCACACCCAGAGUACUUGACCUCUCUGCCUUUCUCUCAUCAGAUCAUUCCCUAAAGACACGUUACAUAGCAAAAUUAUUAUGCAGUUCACUGCUGCAGAUUUUCUAUUUAAACAAAUAUAAUAUUUACUUUAACUUUGUCUUUGUUAUUAAACCAUCCUGCUGCUGAUAAUUCAUGUUUUCCUGUUGGUGCUGACGGUAUGUUUACCAGGUAAACACUGAAUCACAAAUGUCAUGUUGUGAAACAACAAUAAAUAUAUUUUGGUCAGAUCA